Dentiscutata erythropus is the source of this 388-nucleotide messenger RNA. Lineage: Eukaryota; Fungi; Glomeromycota; Glomeromycetes; Diversisporales; Gigasporaceae. The record is from the annotation of a GenBank genome assembly.
GCAAAUUAGUAACAGGUCUUAUAGAAAAAUUCAAAGUGAAAUAAUAAAGAUAUUAAAAUACGAUCCACCCAAAGGAUUAGUUGAGUAUCUCCGUCCAUAUAAGGAUAUAGAAUUCACUUCUGAAGGUAUUAGUAUCAACCUUAUAGAUGAUACACCUAUAGAAAGAUGGAAAAGUGAUAGUGUAAGUGAAAACCUCCUGCUAAACUUUACUGAUAAAGGAGAAGAAAACACAAUAUUGUUUUCAACAGACCUAAAUGAUUUACCUUGGUGGUUAGACUUAUUGAAGAAACCAUUUGAACAUUAUUAUAGAGAAUUUAACAACUUCUCUAAAACUUAUCUUUGUAACUCUAUUUGGUGGGAGACCACCAACCCAGUCAAGUAUCUUUAA